Molecule: messenger RNA, 1362 nt
Organism: Diaporthe citri
Lineage: Eukaryota; Fungi; Ascomycota; Sordariomycetes; Diaporthales; Diaporthaceae
Exons: 6
Coding region: 1-1362 (453 amino acids)
Biological process (GO): transsulfuration
Molecular function (GO): transferase activity, transferring alkyl or aryl (other than methyl) groups; pyridoxal phosphate binding
Source: RefSeq, a predicted model, not a curated record
AUGUCGGAACUCAGCAAAAACUUCGAGACCCUCCAACUCCACGGCGGACAAGAACCAGACCCUGCCACAAAUGCAAGAGCUGUACCAAUCUAUGCAACAACUAGCUAUGUCUUCAACGACUCAGCCCAUGGCGCCAGGCUGUUCGGCCUCAAGGAGUUUGGCAACAUAUACAGCCGUAUCAUGAACCCUACUGUCGACGUCUUUGAGAAGCGCAUCGCCGCCCUCGAGGGAGGUGUAGCAGCCGUCGCCGCCUCGUCGGGCCAGGCGGCGCAGUUCAUGACCAUCGCCGCCCUGGCCCAGUCGGGAGACAACAUCGUGUCGACGUCCAACCUGUACGGCGGCACCUACAACCAGUUCAAGGUCGCAUUCCCGCGCCUUGGCAUAAGCACCAAGUUUAUCGACGGCGACAACCCCGAGGAGCUGGCGGCUGCCAUCGACGACAAGACCAAGGCCGUGUACGUCGAGAGUAUCGGCAACCCGCGGUACAACAUCCCGGACCUGGAGAAGAUCGCGGAGCUGGCGCAUGCCAAGGGCGUUCCGGUCGUGGUGGACAACACUUUUGGUGCGGGCGGCUACUUCAUCCGGCCCAUUGACCACGGAGCGGAUAUCGUCGUCCACUCGGCGACUAAGUGGAUUGGUGGCCACGGCACCACUAUCGGCGGUAUAAUCGUCGACUCGGGCAAGUUCGACUGGGGCAAGCACGGCAAGCGGUUCCCACAGAUGGUUGAGCCAUCGGACGGAUACCACGGGCUGAAGUUCUGGGAGACCUUCGGUGCCAUCACCUUUAUCAUCCGGGUGCGGGUCGAGGUCCUGCGCGACCUCGGCGCCUGCCUGAACCCCUUCGCCGCGCAGCAGCUGCUGCUGGGCAUCGAGACGCUCUCUCUCCGCGCGGAGCGCCACGCCCAGAACGCGCUGGCGCUGGCGAGGUACCUCGAGAAGAGCCCCUACGUCAGCUGGGUGUCGUACCCGGGCCUCGAGAACCACCCGAGCCACGAGCUGGCCAAGAAGUACCUCAAGAGGGGUGCGGGCGGCGUCCUCAGCUUCGGCGUCAAGGGCGGCGGCAAGGCCGGCAGCCAGAUCGUGGACGGGUUCAAGCUCAUCUCGAACCUGGCCAACGUGGGCGACUCCAAGACGCUCGCGAUCCACCCGUGGACCACGACACAUGAGCAGCUCUCGGACGAGGAGAAGAUUACCUCGGGCACAACUGAGGAUCUCAUCCGCAUCUCGGUGGGUACGGAACACAUUGACGAUAUCAUCGCCGAUUUCGAGCAGUCGUUCGAGGCCGCGUCUGCCGCCACUACCGAGGGCAAGGAAGGUAAGCCCCAGGACAAGGAGCAGGAGGCCGCACCGACAGUUGUCUGA